Molecule: messenger RNA, 1470 nt
Organism: Diaporthe amygdali
Lineage: Eukaryota; Fungi; Ascomycota; Sordariomycetes; Diaporthales; Diaporthaceae
Exons: 2
Coding region: 1-1470 (489 amino acids)
Source: RefSeq, a predicted model, not a curated record
AUGCCGAAGGGUUUAAUACCCCUCAUGCUCAGUCCCAGUUUGACCGAGAGCUUCGGCUCCGGUCCCUCAAGAACCACCGUCAUCCUCCCCGGUGGUCAAUACACCAACCCUUCUGCUGCGUCGUCUACUACUCCGGCGCACAAGCGCAACGCCAGCGAUGUCACACCCAUGAUCAAGCUCUCCCGGCCGCCCGUCAAGACAACGAAGCGCCACUCACAGCAGGUGCCCGCUUCCUUGCCCGUCCUGCCCUUCACGUCGGCCGAGUGGAAGAAGGCAAUCACGGAAAUAAAAAAGUGCUACGUGACCCGCCGGUACCGCGCGUGCUCAGCCAGGUGUAAUGAGAUCCUCACAAAUUCCAAGGACCUCUCAAAGGUCCAGCCCGCCUAUUUAAUAUACCUUAACUUUUACGCUGCGGCAUCCCUCGAGAUGUGCGCCAGGCCACUGCAACCUGGGUCAUCUUACAGAAGCAGCCUUCUUCAACAGGCGCGAGGGCACUAUAAUGCUGCUUCGUCAUUAAUCCGGAAGGCAGAAGAAGUCGCGCUCUCUCAAUCACGGUCGACCUCUGCUGCGUCGUCAUUACCCAGCCUGCACUCUCCAUCAGGCUCGGUCUCAUCUCGGGCGUGGACCCCGGAGUCCUGCCUUAUGACGCCGAGCUGUACUCACUCCAGGAAAUCCAGUCUGCAGCAAGAACCACGCUCAGGGGACCGGGAGAGACCAAAGAAGAAGGUCUCAUUCGAGCUCCCAAAGGAUAAGGACCGAUGGUCGUUCCGGCUACCAGAGCCCGUGGUCCGCCCCGACUCACCAACACUGGGCUUUGACGAUGACUACUUUGUGUCUGGCGCAUCGCGACAGGAGCUCCCGGACCUCCCUGCGGUCUCCAGCAAGCGCUGGUCUCGUCAGGAUUUCGAGGUCGACCCGCUAGACAGCCCCGCGUCAUCGCCACCGCCCAUGCCGUCCAUCAGCGAGGACGAGGAGCCCAGCCCAUCCAGCUCGCCCUCCUCCGAAGGGUUCGGCCCCGACGCGUGCCCCUUCGGCCAGUUCGGCGCCAUCGAUUCCGAGUCAGCCCGCUCCGUGUCCCGCUACUGCGAGACGCUCUCCUCGCUCAAGACGCAGGUGGCCAGCCACCUGGGCUCGCUCAACGAGCUCCUCGAGAGCGACGAGCGGCUCCAGAUCCACGACCAGCAGCAGCAGCAGCAGCAGCAGCAGCCCGAGUCGCCGCUCCUGUACGACGCGACGACCAUCAAGUCCGCGCACGUCAACCGCGUGAGCCACGACGGCCGGCAGCGCAGCGGCAGCAGCAUGAGCUUCAGCAGCGUCGGGUCUAUCGGCGAGGACGACGAGGCCCGCCUGCAGGACCGCAUGGCGAGGAUCGACAAGCUGCGCAUGUCCGGGUGGAAGAGGAAGCGGUUCGACGCGAGCCGCUACGAGGUGCUCUGCGAGACGGUCAUGGCGGAGCUGAACGCCAACUGA